CGCGGAUUAUUCCAACUCUGUUCCUUUCGAUUAUCAACAACCAAGUCUGCAUAUCACUUUUCAAUAGACGACGAGCGCUCGACGCACUGCGCGAUGUUCAUUCCGAUGGACUGUCUUGCUCGUCCCGUCUGAUGGACAGACUCUCCUGCCAGAAUAUCCGGAACUAGAUUGUCGCCAGUAUUCGCCCGAGGCAACUCGCCGAGCUAAUACAGCUUUCUCAUGUCGACCACGUCCAGCGCUCAAGCGGGGCCGAGCGUGCCUAGACAGGCUCCCAAUCUCGUAACAUCAGCUGGUCCGUCAACACGCAUCAAGGAUAGAGAGGGCAAGCGACAAUCAGACCCAAAAAAGCGACGGAAAAAUGCUCUAGGAUGGAAGCGGUAUGCGAGUGCCGAGGAGAUACAGCGUGCAUUCAAAGCAUUUGGGGAGCAUUGUGCUCGUAAUCAGGUAAGACAGCAGACUCGCAGGGAGUAUCGCUGAGGAAAUGACAAAGAUUCGAGUCCUGCUCAUCGAUUGUUUGGUCAUGACCAACCUAUUCUAUCCAGCUCUGUCCAUCUAUUUACAGCAAAAGUUCCCGCCCUUACAUCCGCCGGCACCGCCGUCUCACAACGCUCAUCGAUAUUCAUCGUCUUCUGGGUCAAAACGGAGAGUGACGAAAGAGCAUCCAUUAUCUUUACUCAGUACACCAUGGCUUGAUACAUUCUUCCCGUAUCCGCCACCUCUGCUACCGCGAUUGACAUGGGAGAGUUGGUGGUCUCCGGAUCCAGGACAAGAGACAACGUUAGGCUGGUCAGGUAGCGAGCUGAAGUCACAGCUAGAGGAUGACGAAGUAAAGUUAUUGCGAGUCGGAUGGACAGAUGUAGGAGGAAUUUUGGAUCAUGACGAGACGGGAACAUGGAAUGAGCAUGACGAUGUGGUCCUCGACUUGAUCCGUUCAACGGCGGAAGAAUGGGAGGCCACCUACUCAUCAGAAGGUGAAAGCUGCGUCAGGAAGCUCGAGAGAAGUAGCGAUGGCCUGGUCCGCCCGUCUGGUCCAUGUGUCGUGGUAUCUCCAGAAAGCAAACUCGAAGGUCCCCUCGCCAUCUCCAAACUGGUAACAGGCUCUCCUGCACCCGAAGGAUCCCCAAUUUCUCGUCCUCAAAAUUGGCCACCAAUAGCCGGCAAGGUGUACAGGAGCGCAGGAGUCCUUAUGCGGAUACCAAGUGCUUCGGCAACUGAUUUUGAGGAGCGAUGGGCCAAAGCGAUGGAGGAGGUUGCAUCGACCGUGACAGGCGAAUUGUUCCCAGAGCCCCCACGGCCAGCUGCGAGACCUCACCAACUAGGCGAGACAGUCGCUUUAGCCUAUCGAUCUGCCAACACUUCCUCCUCUGAGAUUCAGGUCACAGUUCCAGAUCGACAACUCGUUGCAUCUGUCGUGCCUCGGUUCAUCAUCAUCCUCUACCUAAUCUUCAUAGUGCUGCUAGGCUCUCAGCUGUCGACGGCCACGCAGGUCCAUUCGCGGUACGGUUUGGCGGUGACGGGCAUCGUCCAAGUUUGCUGCUCCUCAAUCAUGUCGUACAGUGUGUUGUCGCUCUUAGGCCUGCAGAUUGGUACGGAUCCGCAAGCUGGAAGUUUGCCCAUGUACAUCCUUCCCUUUGUGGUGGUGGUCGUUGGAGCGGAGAACAUGGCGACUCUCACAAAGGCCGUCUUCUCUGUACCCUUCUCACAUUCUGUGCCAGCUCGCAUAGGUAUGGGACUGUCAAAAGUAGGACCAGGAAUCGCUUGGGCGUCCUUUACCGAUUUGUGCAUUCUCGCUCUGGUGUCAUUAUGCGUCAACGUGCGGCCAGUGACAGAGUUUUGCCGAUUCGCCUCCCUUGUCAUCAUCACGGACUGGUUCAUGCUGCACACGUUCUUCUUGACGGUCCUUUCUAUUGACGCGCAAAGACUCGAGCUCGCCGAUGUGCUGGCGAAUCCGGACGGAACCAGCCCAAGAGCCCGCUCUGCGUCCUCGGGCAGGCCACGUCGGUCCUUGUUGAGACGAUGGACAAGGGCUCGACGUAACAAAUCCGGCAGUCUCAUUAUCAUUCUCAUAUCCAUCGGUGCUAUCUACUACGUGACUGAGAGUCGCAGAUCUCCGGCCACAAUCGCUAGCCUGUACGGCUACACCCCUUCGGUCGCUUCCAUCCUCCCAAAAACCACCCCAUUCAUCACCUCAGCCCAUCAACUAUUCCACCUCACGCCAUCAGAACAGCUUUGGCGAAGCUUGAAUCCCAUGAACCUCGCUCACAUCAAGAUGUCUGUACCGAGGGCAUCACUUAUCAUCCUUCCAAAAGUUGGACACAAAAUGCAACCAGCAGGCCUGCGGAGACUACAACUACCAACCUCGCGAAUCCUUCUGCCUCGCCUUAAACCCAUUUUUUACCUCUUCAAGGUCGUCAUUCUUCCGCAAGCAGUCACAGCUGGAACUUUGUACGGACUCCUGCUGUAUCUACUGAAGGACUCCCAGCUGCUAGAUUCACAACGACAUGCUCUGGGAAGAGUCGAUCCACCUGCUGGAGAACAAAGUGGCACGGAGGCGCUCGAUUCCGGCGCCGUCAUCGAUAUUCUGCCCUGCAGUCAUGCGGUCGAUGUGGAUCGGAUCGGCGUGACUUCAGAUGGCAAAUUAGCGUUGUCCAUCGAUGGGGACAACACCCUGUUCUUAUGGCGUUUUGGACAGUUGGGCACCGGUACCAGGGAGACAUUAUCGACGUCGGAAAUCAAGGACGAUCCCAUCGUCGCUUGUCUUCUGAAUCACGAUUGGGCUAUCCUCGGUUCUCAGCGCGGUUACUUAUACGUUUGGAAGAUCGGGGAGAGCGGACCUGCGAGAGCUCUCCAGCCCAUCCCGAUGGGCGAAGAUGAUUUACGCAUUUCCGCUAUGUCUUGGGGAGCUGCUUCGCCGACCGACCCAUUUCAGCACCCUGGUCCCACGGGUAGCCUACCAACCAUACUGGUGGCGAUGAACGAUGGCAGCGUGAUCUCAAAGGGUCUGUCUGACGCCGUCUCAAAAGUGGUUGUGCCGCCGUGCGGUGGAGAGAACCGGGUCAGGACCUCCUUUCUCAAUCCUCUCCCGGAUCUUCAGAUAAUUAUCUCGGCAGGACACACCCUCACCAAAAUGCACACUCCAGCCGCCGAAUCUUGGAUUUCUCGCGACAUCGCCGUAUCCGACGAUCCUGCCGACCGACUUGAAUGCGUGGCAGCUUGUCCAAACGGACUGGCUUUCGCAUUCCGAUCGGGAUUGAUUCAGAUCAGAGAUCUGGACGGUAAUCCGAUGUAUCAUUUCAGAUUGCCGUUAGAAUCUCUAGUUCCUCCGAAAAUUUGCAGGAUCGAACUGGCCGCUCCAAACUCUUCAAAAUGUUCCACCUGUGGCUCGAUCACAAACAAAUCGUUGUUCACGCUUGUCUCAACAGCCGACCAGGUCAUUGUUCAUCAUGCGGCCCCCCGCGGUCAUUCGUUAUGCAAGUGUUCUCGAGAUACCAUGUCAGAUGGAAAGCUUGGCAUACCACCGCGUCGAAGUCCCUUGACUACGCCGCAAUCGCCUCCACUUCUCUUGCCAUCGUUGUCUAAUGACAGCGCGGCGACCUCUCUUUCUCACCGAGCCCGGCGGCCAUCCUCCAUGGGUCGGGAGAACUCCUAUAAUGGUCAUGCGGCAGUCCAGGAUGACUUUGACCACCAGAUCCUUGGGAAGAUCACGACGCGAGGGGGAGGACGUUGCUGGCGAGUCGGAUCACAGAAGGCAGUCGGAUUAAGACGGUCUGGGAAUGGCAUCGAUGAACGAUCAUGGGAAAUUUGGACUCUGGAUCUCGGCCAGCCAUGGAAUGGUCGAAAUUUGCUCGUCAAACAAUCGGCAUUUGGCCAAUUAUUGCGCCAUACCGAGACUCGGCAGUCUGACCAGGAUGCAAUGCGGAUGCAAAGGGACGAGAGACAACUUGCGCUGAAUGGACAGGUCCCGUUCCCAAGCUUGACUAUCGACGCAACGGCCCAAACCGGUCUAGCUUUCGUGGAUAUCCGCACAUGCGCGAAGAGUAAGAGCGGGAUGUUAGUUGGCAUGGGCAACCGAAUCGCAGUACUUGAGACUGGGGAAAUUCCCGAAACGUCCCGAAGAGGCUCGACGCUUGGGAUCGCUCUUACUCCGCCUCCGCCGAAGAGGGAAUUGGAGAGCAAGAAAACGACUUGAGAGUCACAAAUAGACGCUAUUCGUUCAAAUACAUAAUAUUGUAUGCACCUACGCUGUGGGAGAACAGCUGAACGCAUCGCAGGAUGUCACGAAAUCCGAGAUUGGCUCUGGGCUGACUGUCUGAUGUGUUCCAGCAUCACAACGCACUGAUCGCUCGACCUGCGUUACCAGCUCACCCCACUGCCGUGUGUAUUACUUCCAUCGAC
Messenger RNA from Kockovaella imperatae, 4395 nucleotides. RefSeq names its product sterol-sensing domain of SREBP cleavage-activation-domain-containing protein. Gene Ontology annotation, molecular function: sterol binding; protein binding. The coding region runs from base 482 to 4189 and encodes 1235 amino acids. The transcript is spliced from 5 exons. The record is from RefSeq and is a predicted model, not a curated record. NCBI's taxonomy places the organism in Eukaryota, Fungi, Basidiomycota, Tremellomycetes, Tremellales, Cuniculitremaceae. Gene Ontology annotation, biological process: SREBP signaling pathway. Gene Ontology annotation, cellular component: Golgi membrane; endoplasmic reticulum membrane.